AUGGGGUUCUAUGUUCCACGAUGGCAGCCCCCAUCGUGGGUUAAGUAUUCUGCGCCUUUCAUGUUGCUAGCUCUGAUUACAUAUUGCACCUGGGGUUUUGCGCAUAGGCUGUGUUAUGAUCAGCUAUUCAAGAAGCUAGGUCGCCAAUCAGUUGCCAUUGGUCUCAUUUGCGUUGUUACAUUUCUAGAUGCUUUAUUGGUAGUUCUAUGGUGUCAAAUCAAAAUUAUAGGGCCAGGUAGACUGCCUAAGGUACCGCCUUACAUGAUACUUCCAGAAGACUCGGUUGAUUAUCGAAGCAGUGAGACAACGACAAUGAUUCCGUCGCUGAUACCGCCUUUGUGCUAUCAAUCAGGGCCCAAUGGGCAGCCAAUCUGGUGCAAUGAUUGUGCAAGUGUCAAAACCGAUAGGGCACAUCACUCUACGGAUUUGAACUAUUGCGUUCCACGGUUCGACCACAGAUGUGUCCUGCUGUGUGCCGUUAUUGGGAAAGAUAACUAUCGUCUGUUUCUGCAAUUUGUGAUGUACAUGGCUCUUUUGGCCGUUAUCGUAGUGGUCUCCAUAUGUGUGUUUCUCAGGCAGAUUCGUAAGGAUCUGGACGACAACUUGAUAGCUAUCCUAGCAAUUACAAUUUGGGGAUACGUGAUGAGCGCAGCAAUGCUUUCUACUCAUAUUUUGUGCAUCAUGAAGAAUAGGACGACAGUCGAGGUUAUGGCUCGAAGAAAAGCUCAUAGUAAACUCAGCUAUUGCUGCUACUAUAACGUUAAAGAUGGCUGCCGCUAUGUUGUACAGUUAGAAAGGGAUGAAAGCAGUGACUUGUGGCGUAAAAGACCACUAUGGCGUAAUUUCAGUGACUUUUUGGGCCCCAAUGUGCUAUUUUGGUUUAUACCUAUAGGCUUUCCAAACUCAAAGCAUCGGGAGCUGGAGGCAAAUAAUGAUGGUUAUCCAACUCUGCCGACGAUUUUGGGUCGCUACUACGAAUCAUACGGUGACGAGGGCAAAGAAAUGAUAGAAAAGAAGAUCGCAGAAAAUCAAUAUGUUACAAAAUUCUAUGCUUAUGGGGAUAGGUACCAUCUAAUUAAUUAA
Torulaspora globosa is the source of this 1083-nucleotide messenger RNA. It is a transcript of the gene PFA5, whose product is annotated as palmitoyltransferase PFA5. The transcript has a single exon. Gene Ontology annotation, biological process: peptidyl-L-cysteine S-palmitoylation; protein targeting to membrane. The coding region runs from base 1 to 1083 and encodes 360 amino acids. NCBI's taxonomy places the organism in Eukaryota, Fungi, Ascomycota, Saccharomycetes, Saccharomycetales, Saccharomycetaceae. Gene Ontology annotation, molecular function: protein-cysteine S-palmitoyltransferase activity. Gene Ontology annotation, cellular component: Golgi apparatus; endoplasmic reticulum. The record is from RefSeq and is a predicted model, not a curated record.